AUGGCUAUUCGCAUUUUGGUUAUGCUAGUUUUUGUAUCCUUUUUGUCAAUGCAAGAAAUUCUUGCACAAAAUAAUUUUCAUAAUUUCUAUAACUAUUUAUGGGGAUCCAAUCAUUUCUCUGUUAAUCCUCAAGGAACUGAAGUUCAACUCUUGAUGGAUAAGUCCUAUGGAGCUGGAUUUAGGUCAAAAUUGGACUAUGGGUCAGGGUUGUUUCACAUAAGGAUGAAGAUACCAGAGAAGAAAACAGGAGGAAUAGUUACAAGCUUCUAUUUAACUUCCGCACCAGACAACAACCAGGACCCGGGAAAUCACUAUGAACUCGACUUCGAGUUUCUGGGCACCAACGGCACGGUCCAAACCAAUGUGUAUAACAAUGAUCGUGGCAACAGAGAGCAAAGCUUCAAUCUUUGGUUCAAUCCUUCACAAGAUUUCCACACUUAUGAAAUUCUAUGGAACUCUCGCCAGAUAGUAUUCUUGGUGGAUUAUAUCCCGAUAAGGGUGUUCAACAACAACAAUGCACGCGGAAUAGACUAUCCAUCGAAGCCGAUGCAUGUUGAAGCAAGUGUAUGGAAUGCAGAUUGGUCAGGAACUGUGGAUUGGAGCCAAGCUCCAUUUAUUGCUCGUUUUCAAGAUUUUGGGUUCAAGGCUUGCCCAGCCAGCCUCGGGGCCCGCUGCAACAGAUUAAACUAUUGGCAGUUUGGACAGGGGCAGUUACAAAAAAUGCAGCAGUAUAGAAGAUUGUACAUGACUUAUGACUACUGUGCUCAACCUUAUACUGCCAAGCCAGAAUGUGCAUUCAAUAAUAAGUGAAGGGAUUUCUUCAACUCCUACACAAAGCUAUUUUAAUGGGUUUUUUCUCCACUAAAUUAGUUGUAA
Salvia hispanica is the source of this 876-nucleotide messenger RNA. RefSeq names its product xyloglucan endotransglucosylase/hydrolase protein 3-like. Gene Ontology annotation, molecular function: hydrolase activity, hydrolyzing O-glycosyl compounds; xyloglucan:xyloglucosyl transferase activity. Gene Ontology annotation, biological process: cell wall biogenesis; xyloglucan metabolic process. The record is from RefSeq and is a predicted model, not a curated record. NCBI's taxonomy places the organism in Eukaryota, Viridiplantae, Streptophyta, Magnoliopsida, Lamiales, Lamiaceae.